Molecule: messenger RNA, 1200 nt
Organism: Rana temporaria (common frog)
Lineage: Eukaryota; Metazoa; Chordata; Amphibia; Anura; Ranidae
Product: mucin-1-like
Exons: 1
Coding region: 1-1200 (399 amino acids)
Source: RefSeq, a predicted model, not a curated record
AUGGUCUCCACAAAUCAUUACCCAGACACAAGGCCAGACACGGGGCCAGACACGGGGCCAGACACGGGGCCAGACACGAGGCCAGACACGAGGCCAGACACGGGGCCAGACACGGGGCCAGACACGGGGCCAGACACGAGGCCAAGACACGGGCCAGACACGGGGCCAGACACAAGGCCAGACACAAGGCCAGACACAAGGCCAGACACAAGGCCAGACACGGGACCAGACACGGGGCCAGACACGGGGCCAGACACGAGGCCAGACACGGGGCCAGACACGGGGCCAGACACGAGGCCAGACACGGGGCCAGACACGGGGCCAGACACGGGGCCAGACACGGGGCCAGACACGAGGCCAGACACGGGGCCAGACACGGGGCCAGACACGGGGCCAGACACGAGGCCAAGACACGGGCCAGACACGGGGCCAGACACAAGGCCAGACACAAGGCCAGACACAAGGCCAGACACGGGGCCAGACACGGGACCAGACACGGGGCCAGACACGAGGCCAGACACGGGGCCAGACACGGGGCCAGACACGAGGCCAGACACGGGGCCAGACACGGGGCCAGACACGGGGCCAGACACGGGGCCAGACACGAGGCCAGACACGGGGCCAGACACGGGGCCAGACACGGGGCCAGACACAGAGCCAGACACGAGGCCAGACACGGGGCCAGACACGGGGCCAGACACGGGGCCAGACACGAGGCCAAGACACGGGCCAGACACGGGGCCAGACACGGGGCCAGACACAAGGCCAGACACGGAGCCAGACACGAGGCCAGACACGGGGCCAGACACGGGGCCAGACACGGGGCCAGACACGAGGCCAAGACACGGGCCAGACACGGGGCCAGACACAGAGCCAGACACGGAGCCAGACACGAGGCCAGACACGGGGCCAGACACGGGGCCAGACACGAGGCCAAGACACGGGCCAGACACGGGGCCAGACACGGGGCCAGACACGGGGCCAGACACGGGGCCAGACACAAGGCCAGACACGGGGCCAGACACGGGCCAGACACAAGGCCAAGACACGGGCCAGACACGGGGCCAGACACGAGGCCAGAUACGGGGCCAGACACGAGGCCAGACACAAGGCCAGACACAAGGCCAGACACGGGGCCAGACACGAGGCCAGACACGAGGCCAGACACGGGGCCAGACACGGGGCAACACACAGGACUAG